UCACUUGUCUCUUUCUACCUCACCUCAACCUCGCCCACUCCUCUCUUAACCGCUCAGACCCACCCCAGGUCUCUCGUUUGUCCGUCCUUUCACGGCCAUCACCGCCGCUCGUUAAAUACCACCACAUCUUUCACGCAGACCGUAACCCUUACCCGCGCUCUCCGUCUUCACCUGCACCCGCACCCUCACCCCUUUCAACCACCUCAAGCAACUCAACAUGCGCGCCUCGGUCUUGCUCAUCGCUCUCCUCCCCUUCUCCCUCGCCCUCGUCACCCCUCUCAACCGCGCGGCCCACCAUGCCGCCCUCGCACGCCUCACUCCGGCAGAACGGGGGUCCUACGAGUCUUCCCCCCACUACGAGCUCAUGCAGAAAGGCUCUGAGGCGGAACCCAGCAAGCGCAGCGUGAACAAGAAGGGCAAGCGUUGCACUCCUAAAUCGGGUGGAUCUGGUGCUGGUGGUGGUUCCAGCUCCAGCGCCGCCUCGGACCCUACCCAGGGCAGUGACAAUGGUGCUGGGAACGUCGCUGGCUCGCCUACGGCACAGGCUCAGGACCCUCCUCCCACUUCCACUCCGACCUCCAGCAGUGCCGAGCCUACUCCCAGCCCGUCGUCUGGCUCCGACUCUGGCUCAGACUCUGGCUCCGACUCCGGCUCCGGCGGGUCGGCCAACGACCCUCUUGGGAUCCUGAACGGGUCCCAUACCGGCCAGGGCACGUUCUACGACGUCGGUCUCGGCGCGUGCGGUGUGACCAACGUCCCCUCUGACGCGAUCGUUGCCGUCUCGCACAUCAUCUAUGACGGGUUCCCCGGUGCGACCGCCAACCCGAACAAGAACCCUAUCUGCGGGAGGCAGAUUACUGCCACCUACAAGGGUGUGACACAGAUCGUUACCGUGCAGGAUAGGUGUGUCGGGUGCGCAGAGUGGGACUUGGACAUGAGCACAAGCGUGUUCAACAGGUUCGCCGACCCGGCGGAAGGAAGGAUCAGCGGGGUGGUGUGGGACUGGGUCGUGUAACCUUCUGUCUCCAUCAAGGACUGGACGCAAGCCGUCCAGCUGGCUAAGGGGGGUGCCAGUCGUCCCCCUUCCCUACCCGCACCCCUUCCUCAUCUACCUCAUCUCCGCACUGAUCAACUAGUCUAGUUCUCUUUUCUUCUUCUCGUGUAUUUGUCCGCUGUGCGGGCCUGGCUCUUAUGUCCGGCAAGCCGGGGUAGGAAUGUAGGUAUAUGUAUGGAUCGCGGGCCGUGCCUGCUGCUUUUUGCUUGGAGUUUUAUGUCAUGGUUGC
Dacryopinax primogenitus is the source of this 1283-nucleotide messenger RNA. RefSeq lists its product as uncharacterized. Bases 218 to 1015 code for a protein of 265 amino acids. Lineage: Eukaryota; Fungi; Basidiomycota; Dacrymycetes; Dacrymycetales; Dacrymycetaceae. The transcript has 3 exons. The record is from RefSeq and is a predicted model, not a curated record.